GAAUAUGCCUGCGCGGCCGCCGUACUUGUGUUUGAAAUAGAAAACAAAACACAAUUUGCACACUGUCUAGUAGCCGUGCUAACCACUAGUUAAGCAAUGGCGGAAUAUUCUCACGUAAAAUCGACCAAACUGGUUUUGAAAGGUCUUAACAAAGGGAAAAAGAAGAAACAUAAAGAUAAGAAGAGAAAAGCAUCAGAUGAAGAAGCAAAGCCAGAUAUUGUUGGUGGUUGGUGGUCUGUCAGCAGCUUUGGGGAAAUCACUGGAACAGUUGCCAUAGAGAUGCAGAACAACUCGUACAUCCACGCCCUGGAUAGUGGGCUCUUCACAGUUGGUGCACCACACAAAGAUGAUGAAGGACCUGACCCUCCAGAACAGUUUACUGCCAUCAAGGUCUCAGACACAAGGAUAGCCUUGAAGUCUGGAUAUGGCAAGUACCUGGGUAUCAACUCUGAGGGUUUGGUAGUGGGGCGCUCUGAUGCCAUUGGCUCCAGGGAACAAUGGGAAGCAGUAUUCCAGGAUGGCAAAAUGGCUCUCCUGGCAGCAAAUAGCUGUUUCAUCUCCUACAGUGACAGUGGGGACAUCGUGGCCAAGAGCAAGACAGCAGGGGAUGGCGAGAUGCUGAAGAUCAGAUCAAAUGCGGAACGAGAGGUCAAGCAUAAAGAUGGCAUUGCAGAAGAGGACAGGGGCAAUGUGAAGUCUUGCGAGGUCAAUUAUGUGAAGAAGUUUCAGAGUUUUCAAGAUCGGCGACUCAGGGUUAAUGAGGAAGAUGCCUCCUCUCUGAAGAGAGCCAGAACGGAUGGGAAAUUCCAUGAAGCUUUGCUUGACAGGAGAAGCCAAAUGAAAGCCGACAGGUACUGCAAGUGAAGACUCAACUUUGUAAAUUACUGCCAUGUCUUUGUAAAUGUCUUGAUUUUAUAGAUUUGGCCAUUUGAUCUGACGUUUGUUGUAGUGGGGGUUUUUUUUGUUUUUAAAUAUUUUGAAUAAAAUGACAUGGUCAAAUCA
Molecule: messenger RNA, 1002 nt
Organism: Siniperca chuatsi (mandarin fish)
Lineage: Eukaryota; Metazoa; Chordata; Actinopteri; Centrarchiformes; Sinipercidae
Gene: frg1
Product: FSHD region gene 1
Exons: 9
Coding region: 97-864 (255 amino acids)
Cellular component (GO): striated muscle dense body; nucleolus; catalytic step 2 spliceosome
Molecular function (GO): actin filament binding
Source: RefSeq, a predicted model, not a curated record